Messenger RNA from Daldinia childiae, 861 nucleotides. RefSeq lists its product as uncharacterized. The coding region runs from base 1 to 861 and encodes 286 amino acids. The record is from RefSeq and is a predicted model, not a curated record. NCBI's taxonomy places the organism in Eukaryota, Fungi, Ascomycota, Sordariomycetes, Xylariales, Hypoxylaceae. The transcript is spliced from 3 exons.
AUGGCCCAAACACUCAAGACUUGGUUAAUUACCGGAUGCUCUAGUGGUUUCGGUGCUAUAUUUGUCCGCCAACUUCGCGAACAAGGAGACAAUGUCAUUGCCACUGGUCGCGAUGCCGAGAAAAGACUUGCUCAUCUCAAAGAUACUGGGGCGACAAUCUUGGACCUCGACGUGACAGCGCCACCAGACGUUAUUAAGGCUAAGAUGGCUGAUGCCUGGAAUUUGUAUCCAUCCGGUAUUGAUGUAGUGGUGCAUAAUGCCGGCUAUAUUCUAAGCAGCGCCAUCGAAGAAUUGACACAAGAAGAUAUGGAAAAUAUCUUCAAGACUAAUUUCCACGGUCCACUGAACAUUACUCGCGCACUUCUGCCUCAAAUGCGAGCUAGGGGAACAGGCACGCUUCUAUAUAUGAGCUCACAAGCAGCGUGGCAUGCUGAUCCCAGCGCUGCUGGAUAUUGCUCAUCUAAAUUUGCCCUCGGAGGUGCGAUCGAAUGUCUUGCUAAAGAACUUGCCAUUAUUGCCCCAGGAUUGAAGUUGUUGAUUGUCGAGCCUGGCUAUUUCCGCACGAGUGCCUUUAAGAAUAUAAGGAAUGUAGGCCCACGUCAGCAAGACUACGCCGGCUUCAAUACUGCUGUGAGGGCUGUGGAAGCUGGCAUAAUCGGCAACGAGCCGGGGGAUCCUUCCAAGGCAGUUUCAAUCAUGAUUGAUUUGGUAAAAGGCACUGGCGUGGCGGCUGGUAGGACUGUACCACUUCGGGUUCCUUUAGGGACGGAUGGCUGGGAAAGGAUCAGGGCCAAAUGUGCGGAUAUGUUGAAGGUUUGUGAUGAAUGGGAGGAAGUGGCUAAGAGUACGGAUCUGAAAUAG